CCCGGCCCCCUCCUCCUGUCUGGCCUCCGGGGUGUCCGGAGGAAGGGAGAGAGGAAGGGGCGUCUCCCCCACGACCCCUCCAGGGGCCAGCAGCUCCAGUCGGGCCUCAUUGAUGCAACCGUUUCAGUGGUGUAACGGGUGUUUCUGUGGUCUGGGACUAGUUCAUGCCAACAGGUCGUGUGCGAUGCCUCCCAUCAGCUUCCAGGAUCUCCCACUCAACAUCUACAUGGUCAUCUUCGGCACCGGCAUCUUCGUCUUCGUGCUCAGCCUCAUCUUCUGUUGCUACUUCAUCAGCAAACUUCGCCAUCAGGCCCAGAGCGAGCGGUACGGAUACAAAGAGGUUGUUCUCAAAGGAGAUGCCAAGAAGCUCCAUUUAUACGGGCAGACCUGUGCCGUCUGCCUGGAGGACUUCAAGGGAAAAGACGAGCUGGGCGUGCUGCCGUGCCAACAUGCUUUCCACCGGAAGUGUCUGGUGAAGUGGCUGGAAGUCCGCUCCGUGUGUCCCAUGUGCAACAAGCCAAUCGCCGGCCCUCCCGAACCCACUCAGAGUAUGGGGACCCUGUUGGAUGAGCUGGUCUGAGCCGCCCCCUCCCCCCCAGGACACAGAGGGCCGGGGGCGCGGAGACCCUGACUCCUCUUGCCCCCCCCGGGGGAAGCAGCGUGGCUCAGUGGCAAGAGCCAGGGCUUGGGAGUCGCAGGUCAUGGGUUCGAAU
Messenger RNA from Tachyglossus aculeatus (Australian echidna), 713 nucleotides. It is a transcript of the gene RNF122, whose product is annotated as ring finger protein 122. The record is from RefSeq and is a predicted model, not a curated record. NCBI's taxonomy places the organism in Eukaryota, Metazoa, Chordata, Mammalia, Monotremata, Tachyglossidae. Gene Ontology annotation, molecular function: zinc ion binding. The transcript is spliced from 6 exons. Bases 113 to 580 code for a protein of 155 amino acids.